GGAUCCUAGUGAACUUGCUCCUGGACACCCUGCCAAUGCUGGGGAAUGUUCUGCUUCUCUGCUUCUUUGUCUUCUUCAUCUUUGGCAUCAUUGGAGUGCAAUUGUGGGCUGGUCUGCUCCGGAACCGCUGUUUCAUGGAGGAAAACUUCACAAUACAAGGCGACAUUGUCUUACCCCCGUAUUACCAACCCGAGGAGGAUGAUGAGAUGCCCUUCAUCUGCUCACUGUCAGGAGACAAUGGCAUCAUGGGGUGUCAUGAGAUCCCACCACUGAAGGAGAGGGGCCACGAGUGCUGUUUGGACAAAGAUGACUACUAUUACUACAACUCUGUCCGGCAGGAGUUCAAUGUCAGUGGCAUGUGCGUCAACUGGAACCAGUACUACAAUGUUUGCCGCACAGGCAAUACCAACCCACACAAAGGCGCCAUCAAUUUUGACAAUAUUGGCUAUGCCUGGAUUGUUAUAUUUCAGGUGAUCACACUGGAAGGGUGGGUGGAGAUUAUGUAUUAUGUGAUGGAUGCUCAUUCAUUCUACAACUUUAUCUACUUUAUCUUGCUGAUAAUCGUUGGCUCCUUUUUCAUGAUUAACCUAUGCCUCGUGGUCAUAGCCACACAGUUCUCUGAGACCAAGCAGCGGGAGCACCAGCUCAUGCAGGAGCAGCGAGCACGGUAUCUGUCCUCCAGCACUGUGGCCAGCUACAUGGAGCCAGGUGACUGCUAUGAGGAAAUCUUCCAGUACAUCUGCCACAUUGUGCGCAAAGCCAAACGCCGCACCCUCAGCCUCUACAACAACCUGCAGAACCGACGCCAGGGCCGGAUGGAGCCAGGCAACAUGAAGCCAGACAUGAAUGGGAAAGGACAGAGAUGCUACAGACAUUGUCAGAAACACAACUCUCUUGACUACACUCCUCAGGCCCUUGUCCAGCCCAUUGCCGUGACACUGACUUCUGACCCCAACAACUGCCCAAGAUGCCACAGAGUACAGCGUGAAGCAGCCCGGAGGCUCUCCAUCCUUGACAGUGCUGACUCAGACCAGGAGGAUGGAGGGGCCGGUGAAGAGGAGGGAGAAGGAAGCAGGGAAAGCAAUGGUGUUGCUGAGCUGGAGAAAGAGGAAGAGGAGGGGGAAGAGGGCAAACCGAUGAGGCUGUGUAGUGACAUGUGGCAGGAAGUGAGAGUCAAACUGAGAGGGAUUGUGGAGAGCAAGUAUUUCAACCGUGGGAUCAUGAUAGCGAUCCUGGUGAACACCAUCAGCAUGGGCAUUGAGCACCAUGAACAGCCAGAAGAGCUGACAAACAUUUUGGAGAUCAGCAAUGUUGUGUUCACCAGCAUGUUUGCCCUGGAGAUGAUUCUGAAACUCACCGCCUUUGGGCUCUUCGAUUACCUCCGCAAUCCCUACAACAUCUUUGACAGCAUCAUUGUCAUCAUCAGCAUCUGGGAAAUCAUUGGUCAGUCAGAUGGGGGCCUAUCGGUGCUAAGGACGUUCCGUCUUUUGCGUGUGUUGAAGCUGGUGCGUUUCAUGCCUGCCCUACGGCGCCAGCUGGUGGUGCUGAUGAAGACCAUGGACAAUGUGGCCACCUUCUGCAUGCUUCUCAUGCUUUUCAUCUUCAUAUUCAGCAUCCUGGGAAUGCACAUCUUUGGGUGCAAAUUCAGCCUCAAGACAGACACUGGAGAUACAGUCCCUGACCGGAAGAAUUUUGACUCCCUGCUCUGGGCCAUAGUCACUGUGUUCCAGAUCCUAACCCAGGAGGACUGGAAUGUUGUGCUCUAUAAUGGGAUGGCAUCUACCUCACCUUGGGCAUCCCUUUACUUUGUAGCCCUCAUGACCUUUGGCAAUUAUGUCCUUUUCAAUCUUCUGGUGGCUAUCCUGGUGGAGGGCUUCCAGGCUGAGGGUGAUGCCAACCGAUCAUACUCAGAUGAAGAGCAGAGCUCAUCCAAUGUGGAGGAGCUUGACAGGUUCCAGGAUGUCCAGGAUGGCUCUGAUCCCAAGCUUUGUGCAAUUCCCGUGACACCAAAUGGACAUCUUGACCCCUCCCUGCCUUCUUCCAACCAGCCAGUGGUAUCUGCUGCUGUCACAAAUUCAUCCCGGCACUCUUUGCAGCCAGACCAAGUCCUCGUUGCUGUUGGGUCCAGGAAGAGCAGUGUGAUGUCACUGGGGAGAGUGACCUAUGACCAGAGGUCACUGUCUAGCUCUCGAAGUUCUCACUAUGGUGCAUGGGGUCGCAGUGGGGCCUGGGGAAGCCGCCGCUCCAGCUGGAAUAGCCUGGCUCGGGGACACAGCCUAAAACACAAACCUCCAUCAGCUGAGCAUGAAUCUCUGUUAUCUGGGGAAAGGCACAGGACAGCAGAUGGGGAGCGAGCUGGGAUGGGAAGGGCCCCUCACCACCGGCGAACACUUUCCCUGGACACCAAAGGCUCCUGUGAUCUGGUGGAGCUGGCAUCAGUCCCAUCCAGUCACAGAGCAACCCGGAAGGUUGGUGUAACAUCGGGAACCACUGAACAUCAGGACUGCAAUGGCAAAAUGCCUGAUAUUGCUAAGGAGAUCUUCCCAAAGAUGAACAACCGCAAGGACCGUGGAGAGGAAGAGGAGGAGAUAGACUACACCCUGUGUUUCCGCAUCCGGAAGAUGAUAGAGGUCUACAAGCCAGACUGGUGUGAGUUACGGGAGGAUUGGUCUAUCUACCUCUUUUCUCCCCAAAACAGGUUUCGCAUCCUCUGCCAAACAAUCAUUGCUCACAAGCUCUUUGACUACGUUGUUCUGGCCUUUAUCUUCCUCAACUGCAUCACCAUCGCUCUGGAGAGACCACAGAUUGAGCACAGGAGCACGGAGAGGAUCUUCCUCACUGUGUCCAACUACAUUUUCACAGCAAUCUUUGUAGCUGAGAUGACACUAAAGGUGGUCUCUCUAGGCCUCUAUUUUGGGGAUCAGGCCUAUCUCCGCAGCAGCUGGAACAUCCUGGAUGGCUUCUUGGUCUUUGUAUCCCUCAUUGACAUUGUGGUCUCAGUGGCCUCUGCUGGAGGAGCCAAAAUUCUGGGGGUGCUCCGGGUCCUCCGACUGCUGCGUACCUUACGCCCCCUCAGGGUAAUCAGCCGUGCCCCAGGCCUGAAGCUGGUGGUGGAGACGCUCAUCUCCUCCCUCAAGCCUAUUGGGAACAUUGUCCUCAUUUGCUGUGCCUUCUUCAUCAUCUUUGGCAUCCUGGGCGUGCAGCUCUUCAAAGGGAAGUUCUACCACUGCCUAGGUGUUGACAUCCGUAACAUCACCAACAGGUCUGACUGUGUGGCCGCCAAUUACAAAUGGGUACACCACAAGUACAACUUCGACAACCUGGGGCAGGCUCUGAUGUCUCUCUUUGUUCUUGCCUCCAAAGAUGGUUGGGUCAAUAUUAUGUAUAAUGGACUAGAUGCUGUGGCUGUUGACCAACAGCCAGUGACCAACAAUAACCCCUGGAUGCUCCUCUACUUCAUCUCUUUCCUCCUCAUUGUCAGCUUCUUUGUCCUCAACAUGUUUGUGGGGGUAGUGGUGGAGAACUUCCACAAGUGCCGGCAGCACCAGGAAGCCGAGGAAGCACGCCGGCGGGAAGAGAAGCGGCUGAGGCGCCUGGAGAAGAAGCGCAGGAAAGCGCAGCGUUUGCCAUACUACGCCUCCUACUGCCCUGUCCGCCUCCUCAUCCAUUCAGUCUGCACCAGCCACUACUUGGACAUCUUCAUCACCUUCAUCAUCUGCCUGAACGUCGUCACCAUGUCCCUGGAGCACUACAACCAGCCUGUGUCUCUAGAGACAGCUUUGAAGUAUUGCAACUACAUGUUCACAACCGUCUUUGUGCUGGAGGCAGUUCUGAAGCUGGUGGCAUUUGGGCUGCGGCGAUUCUUCAAAGACAGGUGGAACCAGCUGGAUCUGGCUAUUGUGUUGCUUUCUGUCAUGGGCAUCACACUGGAGGAGAUUGAGAUCAAUGCAGCUCUCCCCAUCAACCCCACUAUCAUCCGCAUCAUGAGGGUUCUGCGCAUCGCCCGGGUUCUGAAGCUUCUGAAGAUGGCCACAGGGAUGCGAGCAUUGCUGGACACAGUUGUGCAAGCUCUGCCCCAGGUGGGGAACCUUGGGCUGCUCUUCAUGCUCCUCUUUUUCAUCUAUGCUGCUCUGGGAGUGGAGCUCUUUGGAAAACUGGUAUGCAAUGAUGAGAACCCCUGUGAAGGCAUGAGUCGCCAUGCCACCUUUGAGAACUUUGGGAUGGCCUUCCUCACGCUCUUCCAGGUCUCCACUGGUGACAACUGGAAUGGAAUAAUGAAGGACACGCUGCGGGACUGCACCCAGGAUGACCGGAGCUGCCUCAGCAACCUGCAGUUCAUCUCACCGCUCUACUUCGUUAGCUUUGUGCUCACUGCCCAGUUUGUUCUCAUUAAUGUGGUGGUCGCUGUGCUUAUGAAACACCUGGAUGACAGCAACAAAGAGGCACAGGAGGACGCUGAGAUGGAUGCUGAGAUUGAGCUAGAGAUGGCACAUGGGUUGUGCCCCCGCAGCUUGGGCUCACCGAGUUCAGGACAGGGAGGAAGUGGAGGAGGUGGUGGAGGAGGAGGUGGUGGGAGAGUGGACCCUGAAGGACGUCUUUGCAUGAGAUGUUACUCUCCAGCACAGGUGGGUAGAUCUUUGUGCUUACCAGCAAGACUGCUGCAGGUUGCAGUGGGGAGAAGCAGAGCAGUGUAAGAUGAUCUAGAGCUCGGUGAUGGGUUAUGGACUCUUCCACCUCUAGAGGACUGGCUUGCAUUCAGCUCUAGGUUGGGUGAAGCAGUGCUUUGGUUUAGAUGUGUGGGGCCAGGAUUGUGGUAGCAGGGGGUCCUGCAGUAUAACUCAGAGGUGAAUUGGCAGAGCUAUGUAGGAAUUUCAGGGCUUGAAGCUCAGGACAGGUGCAACCUGUUAAGAUUAAGGUGCAUUAGCAGAGUGUUUUUGCAUGGGGAGCUGAGGACUGGAAUAGCAGGGAAUGCUGCAGGACAGGAGCAAGGUGUAUUGGCAGAGCUGGAAGGGAAGCUUACACAGUGCCUGUCUGCACUGGCAGCUAGUAAUAUCAGUCCUUCCUUUGUACUGAGCGCUUAGUGCUGAAUUCUUCCUCCCUUACCCACCUUAAGGCCCUCUUGAUAGCCCCAUUGAAUUCAGUGAAGUUGCUGGUAGAGAAGGUACUACUCUACCCAAGUAAGGGUGGCAGCCUGGCCCUGAGUUCACACAAAACAUUGAAGCAAAAAAACUUUGGGUUCUUAAAAUAAUUUCUCCCAUCCUCCCCCCUUUCUUGUCCCCUAGGAGAACUUAUGGCUGGACAGUGUCUCUUUAAUUAUUAAGGACUCCUUCGACGGGGAGUUA
Messenger RNA from Gavialis gangeticus (Gharial), 5342 nucleotides. Its product is annotated as voltage-dependent T-type calcium channel subunit alpha-1I-like. NCBI's taxonomy places the organism in Eukaryota, Metazoa, Chordata, Crocodylia, Gavialidae. Gene Ontology annotation, cellular component: voltage-gated calcium channel complex; neuron projection; voltage-gated sodium channel complex. Gene Ontology annotation, molecular function: voltage-gated sodium channel activity; low voltage-gated calcium channel activity. The record is from RefSeq and is a predicted model, not a curated record. Gene Ontology annotation, biological process: sodium ion transmembrane transport; membrane depolarization during action potential; calcium ion transmembrane transport. The transcript is spliced from 27 exons. Bases 36 to 4694 code for a protein of 1552 amino acids.